This is a messenger RNA of Chanos chanos (milkfish), 1133 nucleotides long. It is a transcript of the gene uqcc1, whose product is annotated as ubiquinol-cytochrome c reductase complex assembly factor 1. Gene Ontology annotation, biological process: mitochondrial respiratory chain complex III assembly. The record is from RefSeq and is a predicted model, not a curated record. The coding region runs from base 96 to 953 and encodes 285 amino acids. NCBI's taxonomy places the organism in Eukaryota, Metazoa, Chordata, Actinopteri, Gonorynchiformes, Chanidae. The transcript is spliced from 9 exons. Gene Ontology annotation, cellular component: mitochondrion.
CAGUGUUACAAAACGUGUUCAAUUAAUUGGGGAAACAAUUACUGAUUGCCGCUGUAGGGUUGCAAUAGUCGGUUAUUGUGACUUCGGGCGGAAUCAUGUAUCGGCGACCCUUGCAGUCCGCCGUCAGAAACAUUCUUAGCGUUUCAGCAUCCAGGGCCACUCUCGGAAAGGCAGUUGAACAAGAUGCUUGCUUUGCCAAAGCUUUGGUGGCAUGUCGUAUGGAACAGGCAGUAAGCCCCACUCGGACACAAAGCCGAACACUUCAUAGCACAAGACCUCUGUCCACUGUAAAAGAGACUCCCCAGGCCAGCGAGGAGGAGGUGGGCGCCUUCACUAAACUCAUUGAGGCCAUGGGAUUCACUGGACCCCUCAAAUACAAUAAAUGGAAAAUUAAGAUUGCUGCGUUGCGUAUGUACACGUGCUGUGUGGAGAGAAUCAACUAUGAUGAAUUUUUCGAAAAGUGCUCCCUUCCUGACACGCUCAACUCCUGGUUCUUGGUGGCUCAGCUCCAUGUCUGGAUGUGUUUGGUGCGGAUGCGGCAGCAGGGCAGAGAGGGCAAGUACAUGUGCCGAUACAUCGUCCAUUCCAUGUGGGAGGACGUUGAACAGAGGAGCAAGAUUAUGGGGAUCGAUGCUGUUCACAGGAAGGAGAGUAUGAGGGUGAUGACGGAGACUUUUUACGCAGCUAUAUUUGGUUAUGAUGAGGGAAUCCUGUCAGAUGACUGUGUGCUAGCUGCAGCUCUCUGGAGGAAUCUUUUUAACAGGCAGUGUGAGGAUCCCAGGCAACUGGAGCUUAUGGUAGAAUACGUCCGCAAGCAGAUGCAGUUCAUUGAUGCCCUUGAUGGAGACGACCUUCUUCUGACAGGCGAGGUGAAAUGGCGUCCCCUAAUGGAGGAAAAUGCUCAGAGUAUCUUGAAGCUCCCUAGACCCACAUACAAUGACACUGGUCUCUGAGUCCAGUCGUCUCUGCCUUCAUUACCUACUAUCCUGACAUCUAACUGGGCACUCUGUUGACAGAAUGAGCCAAUCAGGGAUUGCCAUUCACCUGAUAUCCGGUCUCUCUCUCUCUCUCUCUCUCUCUCUCUCUCUCUCUGUCUGUUUCUUUCUCUCUCUCUCUCUCUCUCUCUCUCUCUC